AUGGAAAAUGAUGCUGCAAAGAAGGGAAACAGUAGCCCAUCUAUACCAGUAGGAAGGAAGGAAACCCAUGCCUGGGCCAACACUGUAGGAACAUCUCUUGCUCAGACCAAUCCUGUAGGAACGUCUCUUCCAUCGGCAGCAUGCCUGGAGCUGCAGCAGCCAGACCACAGGAAGAGUCCACCGCUUUCCAAAAUUGUCUCCUCGUAUUCAUUGCAGCAUUAUUUCACACAAGGCAUCCCAUUUCCUCAGAUUGCUAUGCUACCCUACUCUUUCAACAAAGGUGCUGGAAGUACCGAGAACGCCAUCUCAUCUGCCCAAGCUGCUAUAGCAAUACCUGUGGCAGUUCUGCCAAAGGGAGAAACCAAUCCGGCAAAUAACCCUGAUAUGGUGAAUUACUCAGCUUUAGUGGAAAAUGACAGCAGGAACCCAGCUGUUACCUCAUCAUCUUUCUGCAUCCCUCCCAAUUUGGAAAUGCCAGGAAAAGCAGAAAUCAGCCUUGAAAACAGCACUGAGACAGUACAUUACCCAACUUUACUGGAAAAUAAGAGUGGCCAAGAUAUUGCCUCUCCGUUUGUCUCCAUUCCUCCCAAUUCUGGUAUGCCAGAAAGAGCAGAAACCAGCCUGGAAAAUAACUCUGACGCAAUGAAUUAUCCACCAUUUUUUGUACAUGGCAGUGGUCAAUGCUCUUCCACUUCAUCCAACUGCAUCCCACCUAAUGUUGUAUCUGAAAAAGUUAUGCUCAUAGAAAUGCCGGGAAUAGCAGGAAUCAGCUUGGAAAACAACUCUCAGAGAAGGAUUUACCCAAUGUUUUUCGUAGAUAACAAUGGGCCAGUUACUACCUUUUCACCUCUCUCCAUCCCUUCCAAUUUUGCACUUUUACCUAUAGAAAUAUUGGUAAAAGCAGAAACCAGUGUGGAAAACAUUCCUGACAUAAUGAAUUGCCCAACUUUGUUGGAAAAUGACAGUGGUUAAGAUUCUUCCUCAUCUGUCUGUAUCCCUCCCAAUUUUGGAUAUCUUGGUGAUCCAAAAAGAAACGUCAAGAUUCUUAAUACUCAUUUGGUGGCCGCACAAAAGAAGACCGAACCUAAGCAUGCAGCCCGCUACUUGAUUGGUGUUUUGUUCUCAAAGGAAGUCCUGAUUUACAGCUCAGUUGGUGCCAAUUCCCUAGGCUACUACCACCUAGAUCCAAACAAAAUGGCUGCAGUGAGAGAAUUUCUAGCAGCGGUUUUUCCCGACUAUGAUUUGAGUGAAUGUGGAAAAGAUUGGAAAGCCUGUGAAUCCAAUAUCAGUGCUCUGAUCUGCCGUUUAAGAUUUGAAGCCAAAAGAAUGAUACAAAAAACUGUUCACAAAGAUAAAAAGCCUACCACGCCUAAUACACCAAGGUCUGCAGAUUUGAAUGAUGAAAGCGUUGGUGAUGGCAGUGAAGGCAGUUCUCAGUUAUCUCAGGGAAUGAGUGCCUCAGAAACAAGAGAAAACAGGAAUUCUCAGCAGGCCAGUAAUGCUAUCUGUGAAAGAAUGGAAGGACCCUCCAAUGAAAUACUGGAAUGUUUUGGAAAUCCGUGUAGAAAUAUACAAAUGCCACGUUCAGUACUGGAUAUAGCAAAAGGGAAGCCUUGCCCAGAGCUGUCAGCCAAAUACCUUAUUCGCAACCUGUUCUCAGAGGAAGUCCUGGUCAAAAGUAACGUCUAUGGCAGUAUGGGGCAUGGCUUGUGUGCCCUUAACUCCAACAGGAUUAAUGCUCUCCGAGAGUUUCUCCAAGACAUCUACCCAACUCGUGAUCUAUCGGAAAGUGGAUAUGGCUGGAAGUUGUGUGUGACAGCUAUGAACAGUUGUAUCCGUAGUAUUAGAUAUCAAUUCAAGAAAUCCACAGGCAAAUUGACAGAGUCAGAGCCAAGAGAUACCAACUUAACUGACUGA
Molecule: messenger RNA, 1917 nt
Organism: Cynocephalus volans (Philippine flying lemur)
Lineage: Eukaryota; Metazoa; Chordata; Mammalia; Dermoptera; Cynocephalidae
Gene: BEND2
Product: BEN domain containing 2
Exons: 11
Molecular function (GO): DNA binding
Source: RefSeq, a predicted model, not a curated record